This is a messenger RNA of Dufourea novaeangliae, 1339 nucleotides long. RefSeq lists its product as uncharacterized. Bases 146 to 1339 code for a protein of 397 amino acids. The transcript is spliced from 5 exons. The record is from RefSeq and is a predicted model, not a curated record. Lineage: Eukaryota; Metazoa; Arthropoda; Insecta; Hymenoptera; Halictidae.
UGCGCAACUCAUCGUUCGUCAAUUGAUUCAAGUUGGAGUGGCGGUCGUAGUUGGUAUAAUAGCAGCUUGUGUUGGACCACUUUACUAUUGCAAAACAUCGAAUAAAUUUCAUGACAGAAGCGAGACGAUCGAGAGCGAAUCGCCUAUGAUUCAUAUCAAGUUAUUGUAUCCGCAUCGAGGUCAGCUCUCGCACGACACCCUCUCGGAUGCUUACGACAGUAGACGGAAUUCUAUCGAUUCGAAUGAUGCUAAGGAAAUGAAGCAGGUGGUGCAAGAAACGAAACCGGUUCCAUCGAAGGAAACACAAAUUGUUCCUGUGAAACCACCCCGUCGUGACCGACGCAGAGUAUCGGCGAACAUGUGGUCGUCUGCGUUAAAAAACCAGUUGGACCAAAUCACAAACGAGUCUACGGAUGUGUCUGGUGGAACUACGAAAAUUAUGCGUGCACAAAUCGAAGUGAACCCUUCUGCGCCGAGUAACCAGGAGGCUUCUGACUCGCUUGGGUAUAAGUCACUUCAUCCUGGUGAUCGGAUCUCACCGGAACUGGUCGACGGUCAGAGUCAUACGAACGAUGAAAGAGCGAGGAGACUGUCAUCGGCUGUUGUAAAGAAGUGGAAGAAUCUGAAGAAGAAUUUAAUGUGCUCGAGGACCAAGAAAGCCAUGAUAUUAAGAGAUUCCGAAAGCGACGAGACACAAAGACUUAACCUUCCGGUUCCAGCUUCCGUCCAGCGUGCUCCAGCGGCGCAAUCGACGAUGCUUCAGAAAACUCGACUGGUUGACGUGUCGACAUCGACCCGAAUAAGCGGUAACAUUCAAACCGACCAAUAUUCUAUGAAGCAGAACAAUAACAACGAGAACAACGAAUCGAGAAUGCGGUCCUCCGAUCAGGCAAAUCCAAGACCAGAAGCGUUAGACGGCAUGGUGUCGUUGAUAAAACGUCGAUCCGUAAACGGAAAGUCGAUCGUCGACGUUAGGAUCGAUGGUCUGGUGAUGAAUCAGUCGGAAUUAUUGGAUCUUUUCGAAGUAACCAGGAGCAAAAGUCGUUCAGCUUCCAUCGUGACGACGGAGGAAGCUUCGAUAAUCUCCAUCAAAUUCCAUCGACGCAGGAACAGUACCGAGUCGAUGCAUAGCAAAGAUAAUUCCUUCCUCGAGGACUCGUUAGUGAAGUUCCAGAAAAGUAUACUGGAAGUGUUCAAGGAUCUAUCGUUCUCCAGAUUGUUCGGAUCGCGUGAGCAAUCGAGAAAUUCGAAUCCUGCGACUCCGUCUAUUCAGAUCUCGAAUUAUACGAGAAUGUUAUACGGUUCUAGAAACGAAACGUCGUAUAAAAAAUAUCAUUAA